Solenopsis invicta (red fire ant) is the source of this 5266-nucleotide messenger RNA. It is a transcript of the gene SCaMC, whose product is annotated as calcium-binding mitochondrial carrier protein SCaMC-2. The transcript has 6 exons. The record is from RefSeq and is a predicted model, not a curated record. Gene Ontology annotation, molecular function: calcium ion binding; ATP transmembrane transporter activity. Bases 1711 to 2793 code for a protein of 360 amino acids. NCBI's taxonomy places the organism in Eukaryota, Metazoa, Arthropoda, Insecta, Hymenoptera, Formicidae. Gene Ontology annotation, biological process: transmembrane transport.
AAUCAACGAUUUGAUUCGAUUUAAUUCCACUUGAUUAGUUUCGGAUAAAAUUUUUGAUUCGAUUCGGCGUUUCAAGAAACCCUGAUGCGCACAUCUUUAAGAGCAACCAUAAAAUUAGUUAUAAGUCUACGAAAAAUCAAAGUGUAGGAAUUGAAAUAAGUUAAUUAAUUAUUAAUAAGUUUGUCUUACGGUCGACUUACGCUUAGAACAAAAUAAUAUUAAUUAUUAAUCUUUGGCAAGUUACGUGGGGUUUUUUAGACUCAAGAUGUACUUAAAAGCGUAAAAUCUUUUCAAAAAAUGCAGCGCCAGCGCUGUGUCCCUGUGAAUAUUAAAAGAAAAAAAAUAACAUUGCACUUUACUAAAUCUGGAAGGUUUUUAUUUCAGGCUCUCAUGAACCCCACGUGACUGAACUUUUCUCUUUCACCCACGUUCCUUGUGAAAGGUUAAUAGCAAAUAUUAAUAAGUAUAACACAAUUAUAUGUUAUGUAACAGACGAACUCAAUCGAUGUGUAUAGCAACUGUAGAAUUAGUAUGUUAUAUUAAAGUGGAGACGACCGGAUCAUUAGUAUUCUACUGAAAAAAUCAAAGUGCAGAUAGUGCGAUUGAACUUAAUAAGUUUGUCCUACCGUCGACUUGCGCUUGAGUAAACUUUGCACUGGGCACACGCAACGGCCGCCGACUUUGAUCGUCAUCGCGCGGGUAUUUGCCUCGAUGACGCGUGUGUCUCUGACGUCGAUGGAAUGACCGAUGACGAGAGGGAGAGAAGGGUGCGGGCAGUCUAGCAGACGGAGGCGUACCCCAUCAUGAAGAAGAGGAGGGAGAGCGGUAUCUCCGUGUCUCAGGGAUUUUCCUCGUGCUUGCCUCGUCUCGUCAGUCUCGCUAACGGACUCCGAGCGGCCGAAUCGUUGGUUCGCGGCUCGUUCCCCUUCUCUCUCCUCUCGCCGUUCGAGAUCGGUCGGAAGACAGGUCUUACCUGCGAGCGGAGUGCACGUUUCUCUCCAGCCACGUGCGUCAGCGUUCUCGUCUCUCCCCCCUGGAUCGUCCAUCGGCGAUCAUUUUAGUCACUCGGUCAGUUGCCGGCGAUUUUUGGAUUGCCACAUCACUCCGGACGAUUCCCGUAAGUCGCCGGACCCAGCCGGAUCUAAAGAUAACGAGGCGGAGAACGAGGAGGGGAAUUCUCGCAAGAAUUUGCGCAACCCCGAUCGGCACGAGUAUAUCUCGCUGGAUAGAAAGUUCGAAAGUCGCGAAAGUGCAGGAUUUCGUGGCGUGACACGAGUGAGGGGCACGAGUGUGCAAGCGCGAUCGGACCUCAUGGAGGAAGUGUAAUUUUUAUCAACCACGUGACUCAUAUAAUAUAUCAGCGGACAUAUAACUCAAUUGCGAUAAAUGAAGAGAGGAAUUUGAGUGAUCCGAAAGAAGCUGAAUCGCAUAAUAGAAGAUACAACCGAAUAAUGUAAUGAAGUAAAGCAGAUUUCCCUUCUAGAAAGAUCCUUUUCAAGUGUAAAGGUAGAAAAGUUUGGAAGAAAAAAGAGGAAGACAAGUGGAAAUCGUUAGAAGUGAAUAGAAAGGGAAGAGAGGAGAAGUACAAAACGAAUUGGAGGGAAGAGAAGCGUCUCAAACGAGUUAGAAAAAAAAAAGAUAAGGAAGAUACAGGAGAACACGCGAUCAACUUCGUAGCGAAGAGAGCGACGAGCAGUGGUGGCCGACUUCAUGCGGCGAGCGUGUGCGCGACCACAUGAUCCGCGAUUACAGCUGAUUGACCGCAGCAUGUACGCCCUGAAGAAGCCGAGACUUCUCCAGCCCGAUGGCGGUACUCUGUCCGCGUGUCAAGUGCGCGAGGAAUUUCUACAGCGCUACCAUGAGCUCUUGCAACGAUAUAUGGAUAUCGGGGAGGACAUCGGUGUCCCCGAAGAGUUCACGAAGGGUGAGAUGGUGUCGGGAAUGUGGUGGCGACAUUUAGUAUCUGGCGGAAUAGCAGGUGCGGUAUCACGUACCUGUACCGCACCCCUAGACCGUAUCAAAGUCUAUCUACAAGUCCACGGCACACGACACUGCAAUAUCAUGAGUUGCUUCAGGUACAUGUUGCGCGAGGGUGGCAUUAGCAGCCUAUGGCGCGGCAAUGGCAUUAACGUGCUCAAGAUUGGCCCGGAAACCGCGCUCAAGUUUAUGGCGUACGAGCAAGUGAAGCGGGCGAUCAAAGCGGACGACGAAGCGCGCGAGCUUGAACUCUACCAGCGAUUUUGCGCCGGCUCCAUGGCCGGUGGUAUCAGUCAGUCGGCUAUUUAUCCUCUCGAGGUGCUGAAAACAAGACUCGCAUUACGAAAAACCGGCGAAUUUAACGGUAUGGUGGACGCAGCUAAAAAAAUAUACAGACAAGGCGGUUUGAAAUCCUUCUACAGAGGCUAUGUACCUAAUCUGAUAGGAAUACUUCCCUACGCUGGCAUCGAUUUAGCCGUCUACGAAACGCUGAAGAACACUUACUUACGUACACACGACAAGAAGGAACAGCCGGCAUUUUGGAUUCUAUUGCUGUGUGGCACCGCGUCGAGUACGGCCGGUCAAGUAUGCUCGUAUCCGCUAGCGUUAGUGCGGACGCGACUACAAGCCGAGAUUGCACCCGAUCGUUCGCCUAACACUAUGAUUGGCGUCUUCAAGGACAUCCUCAACCGCGAGGGAAUACGCGGUUUGUACCGCGGUCUCACGCCUAAUUUUCUCAAGGUUGCACCCGCUGUAUCUAUUAGCUACGUAGUAUAUGAGCAUUUCCGACAAGCGUUGGGUGUCAACAUGACGUGAUGAACAUGCAUGCUAGGUGACUGAUUAAUUCAAUUAACUUAUUCUCUCUCUCCUCUCUCUCUAUCCUUCUCUCUUCACUCGUUAUAAAUAAUCGACAUGGCGAAUGAUUAUUUGGCGAUAAGACGCAUUCGUUCGUUCGUCUUUCCUCAAAAAAAAAAAAGAAAGAAAAUGGCGGUGUUUAUUUAUUGUUAUCGCUAACAUAAGAAAUUUCUUCGAUUAAUCGAGCAUUAUAUCUCGCAGUUUUUCAAAUAAUUUAUUAAGAUUUUAAUAUAUUUUUAAUAUUUUAAUAUUAAUAAAUUAGAUAAAAAUAAUGCGAAUCAAAAUAUAAUUGAUUGUCUAGCAAUUGCUGUUGUAUAGAUUGUUAUUAUUAUGACGCAAUGAUGCUUUAUUUCAGCAAGUAAAUACAGUACAAAGAAUGUCUUGCGUGUAAGAAAAGUAUUACGUGUAGUCUUUUUGUAAACAAAUUACGAGCAAGUUUUGAGUGGACAGCGAUCAAAGGAGGAAAGGCCAGUUCUCGAUUAUUUAGUAUAAAAACGUAUUUUAUCGGCGGAAACGUUUAAGUCAUCAUCAACAUUCAAUCAAGAAUUUGCAUAUUAUAUAAAUUAGUAUUAUAAUUAUUAUUUACUCAAUUAAUUUAUUUCAUUUCCAUAAAAGUUUUAAUUUUUUAUUAUUAUAGCUUAACAGUAUAAAAAUAGUAAUCACAUAAUAUUUAUGUGACUAUUCAUUAAUUAAAUAAAAAUAUUUUAAGUUUCUAUGUCCUAUAAGAUUAUUUCAGAAAUAAAAGAUUGUGAGAUCAGUUUUUGACUUGAGUGCCAGCAGAAAUACGUUUUGUAUAAUAUGUAAACGUGAUUUAAUGUCGACCUAAGGGAUUCCGUUUUAAUUAGAAGAAUGGAGGAUCGAAUUAUACAUUGACACUGUGAUAUGUAUAUGACUGUAAACUUUUCCGCAUGAUUUAUCAACACCAUACUUUGUAAAUUAUAAGAUUAUUGCUCCACAAAAUUAUGUAAAGUAAUUUGAUUCCAUUGAAAUACUAAGCAUUUUGUAUGAAAUAAACCAUUUUUAAUGUGUAAUUUUGUUACAAAAUAACAUUUUUUUUUACUUGAUCCUCAGGUUUUAAAGAUGUCAUUUCAUAUUUUUUAAUUAGAAUAGAAACAUAAAUUUCUUGUAAUGAAUAAAACAAAAUCUUAUAUUUAUAUAAUUUUUUUAACAAUAUCUUUUUUAUAUAAAGUAUAACAUUUUUUUAAGCUCAAAACACAAUUAAAAUUUUAUUUUUCAUAUUUUUUAAAAUGUUCUACAAGAUAUUCUAUUGAGAUAUAUUUGUACAGAUAUAUACACAGGAAAAUUAAUUCUAUAUUUUUAUUCUUUUUUUGUUCUUUUUAUUAAAUUCAAUUAUAUAUAUUUUUUUAUAAAUAGAAAAAUAAAUAUUAAAGCUUAAAAUAACUGAAAAAGAAUUUUUAACAUGUGCGUGGAUGUAUAAUACAUGCAUUCAUGAAAUUCUUGAUCAGAACUAUUAGUUAGUUUUAAAUUUCUUUUCAAUAUUUAUUUUUCUCCUAUAUAUAAAAAAAUAUAUUUCAGUAUAUGUUAUAAAUUUAUAUUAUUUCUUAGACUUUUAUUAAGAGUUAAAAAGAAAACAAAUAAUGACUCACUGGAUCAAGAUUCUCACAUAAUUCGGCGGUAAUAAUCGCUAUAUUGUUGUGAAUCAUGCGGCGCUCGGUUUUCAUUUCAAUCUUGUUAGUACUUCGUAUAUACACUCAAUUUCACCGGCCGUUGCGAUUUACUAUUAUAUAUUCCGGUUACUACGAUUCAUUCCCCUAGAUAAGUUUUAUGAACUUACAAACUAUGUAUAUUAUGUAUUUACAUGUAUUAUAAACAUGUACAGUUAGACAAACAUGUUGUUUAUCACCGAAUAUUUGGGGAAUAACGGUGACUCGUACACGAUAAAUACACCAAUUGCCUUCAAGGACAACACGAUAACGAUAAACUCUGGACAAGAAAUACUUAAUUUUAUUUAAAUGUUUUAAUUUGAUCAAAAUUCAAAUAGAAAACCCCCAAAAAAGAACUAAUAAAAAUAUAAUACAUUACAUUGCGGUUAUAGAAUCUUCUUUCAAAUUAAAAUUUCUACACGUCAACUUCUAAAUCUUCGGUGACGAUGAUUUUUACACAAUAAUUUUAUUUUAGAAGAUUAGUGAAAUAUUUAUCGUGAAUGAGUUAUUGGAUCGGACGUGAUUGAUAUUUUUUUUUAUAGCAAAAAUGUAAAUGAUAAUUUAUGUGUGUACAUAUGUGACAUUACACAUAUAUGUAUAUAUAUAUAUAUAUAUAUAUAUAUAUAUAUACACAUACAUAGUGUACAUGUUAUUUGCUAUUUAUUAUUGAUUGUGCAAAUUAAUACAGUAUAGGUACACACUUUUGCACGUUUUUAUUAUACCGAAUAUCUUGAAAAAAGAAUUAGUGAAUAAAAUAGUUACUGUUAUUA